Trichomonas vaginalis G3 is the source of this 507-nucleotide messenger RNA. RefSeq names its product endoplasmic reticulum-plasma membrane tethering. The record is from RefSeq and is a predicted model, not a curated record. Gene Ontology annotation, molecular function: calcium ion binding. The annotation marks the transcript as partial. NCBI's taxonomy places the organism in Eukaryota, Parabasalia, Trichomonadida, Trichomonadidae. The transcript has a single exon.
GAGCACACAACAUCUGAAGAAGAGAACAACAAGGCAGUUGCUAAGGCAGACCCAAUUGUUCUCCAUUGCACAGUUGUCGAUGGUGUCGAGCUUCCGGCUAUGGACAUCACCGGCUUCAGCGAUCCAUUUGUCCGCCUCACAGUCAACGGCCAAGGCAAGCCAUACACAACCGGCAUUGUUAUGCGCGAGCUUAACCCAAUCUGGAACCAAGAAUUCAACAUCCCAAUCGACAACCAGAACAAGGACAAGCUUUACAUCACAUGCUACGACUGGGACGAAGACAGCGCAAACGAUCUUAUUGGCUACUACCGCCUUCCGCUCGACGACAUCAAAGUUGGCGAGCCCGUUGAGCGCGAGUGCAUCCUUAAGAAGAAGCAUGCUCUCCGUGCUAACCGCGGCAAGAUCCAUCUCAAGAUCUGCGCAUUCAAGCCAGGCGAGGAGCCACAAGUCAGCAAAGUCCCCGGUGCUCAUCCAAUCAAGAACAUCAAGCCUAAGGAGACAUUGUUA